Odobenus rosmarus divergens (Pacific walrus) is the source of this 1532-nucleotide messenger RNA. It is a transcript of the gene LANCL2, whose product is annotated as LanC lantibiotic synthetase component C-like 2 (bacterial). Gene Ontology annotation, cellular component: plasma membrane. NCBI's taxonomy places the organism in Eukaryota, Metazoa, Chordata, Mammalia, Carnivora, Odobenidae. The coding region runs from base 6 to 1367 and encodes 453 amino acids. The record is from RefSeq and is a predicted model, not a curated record. Gene Ontology annotation, biological process: carbohydrate metabolic process; peptide modification. The transcript has 9 exons.
CUGAGAUGGGCGAGACCAUGUCAAAGAGACUGAAGUUCCAUCUGGGCGGGGAAGCAGAGAUGGAGGAGCGGGCGUUCACCAACCCCUUCCCGGACUACGAGGCCGCUGCCUCCGCGGUGUUCGCCGCCGGAGCGGCCGAGGAGACGGGCUGUACUCGCCCCCCACCCACCACCGACGAGCUUGGCCUCCCUUUUCACAACGACGGAAAGAUCAUUCAUAAUUUCACAAGGCGAAUCCAGACCAAAAUCAAAGAUCUUUUACAGCAAAUGGAGGAGGGGCUGAAGACAGCCGACCCACAUGAUUGCUCUGCUUAUACCGGUUGGACAGGCAUAGCCCUUUUGUACCUGCAGUUGUACCGGGUCACGUGUGACCAGACCUACCUGCUCCGAUCCCUGGAUUACGUAAAGAGAACGCUUCGGAACCUGAGCGGCCGCAGGGUCACUUUCCUCUGUGGAGACGCCGGACCCCUCGCUGUAGGAGCUGUGGUGUAUCACAAACUCAGGAGCGACUGUGAGUCCCAGGAAUGCAUCACAAAACUUUUGCAGCUCCAGAGAACCAUCAUGUGCCGAGAUUCAGACCUCCCUGAUGAGCUGCUCUAUGGACGGGCAGGUUAUCUGUAUGCCUUACUCUACCUGAACACGGAGAUCGGUCCGGGCACCGUGUGUGAGUCAGCUAUCAAAGAGGUAGUCAGUGCUAUCAUCGAGUCCGGCAAGACUCUGUCGAGGGAAGAGAGGAAGGCCGAGCGCUGCCCGCUGCUAUACCAGUGGCACAGGAAGCAGUAUGUUGGAGCGGCUCACGGCAUGGCUGGGAUCUACUACAUGCUAAUGCAGCCGGCAGCAAAAGUGGACCAAGAAACCUUGACAGAAAUGGUGAAACCUAGUAUUGAUUAUGUGCGCCACAAAAGAUUCCGAUCUGGGAAUUAUCCGUCAUCGUUAAGCAAUGAAACAGAUCGCUUGGUCCACUGGUGCCAUGGUGCGCCAGGUGUCAUCCACAUGCUUAUGCAAGCUUACAAGGUCUUUAAGGAGGAGAAAUACUUGAAAGAUGCCAUGGAGUGUAGUGAUGUCAUUUGGCAGCGAGGUUUGCUUCGGAAGGGCUAUGGGAUCUGCCACGGGACAGCCGGGAAUGGCUAUUCGUUCCUGUCCCUGUACCAUCUCACGCAGGAUAAAAAAUAUCUCUACCGAGCUUGCAAAUUUGCAGAGUGGUGUCUAGAAUAUGGAGCACAUGGGUGCCGCAUCCCCGACAGACCCUACUCUCUCUUUGAAGGCAUGGCUGGCGCGAUUCACUUUCUCUCCGACAUCUUGGCACCGGAGACAUCCCAGUUCCCAGCAUUUGAACUUGCUCCUUCGCAGAGGAUCAAAAAGAUGUAAAGAGACUACUAAGACACCUGUUUGGACCAAAAGCCAGAUUGCUUAGUGCCUGACACAGAACCAACUGUGAAUCCUGAAGAAGGCCAAAAAAAAAAAAAAGAGAGAAGCAAACACCUUCACGGGCCCCCUUUGUUGCAAAGACCCUCAAGUUAGAGCAUGAAUGAC